CCUCCGCUUACACAAUUCUGGCCUGGCGUCGUCCGAGCCACCGUGAUGUGGAAGGAUGCACCCGCUGCACCCAAUUAAAUUACCGCGCGCGUCUGCGCAAAGAAGAUAUUCGCGAGCGCGGGGCCCCGACGGAAGCCGGAGCUCGGUUCCCCUCCAAUGUCGUGGGCUGUGCUCGCCCGGGCGCUCCUGGUUGCCGUCCUCCUGCUGGACGCCGGACGCCGCGGGCAUGCCGCCUCCCACGACGGGCAACCUCCAGUCGCCGAGCUCACCUGGCGGCGGCUAGUGGCCGAGGAAACCAGUGUCAAGAACAGCAACUCGGCCACACCGCAGCCAGGAGGCAGCAGCAAGCAGCCCUCCAGCGGCGACGACGAUGGCAUCAUGGCUGCGGCCGAGGUCGGCAAGCCGGGAAAGAUCGUGCUGCUCUCGCCUGGACAGCUGCUCAACGACACCGGCGCUUACCGCGUGUCCGGCGAAGAGCGCGUCCGCAAAGCGGCGGGAUUCGAGAUCGCCUACGACUACUACUUCAAGGCACGUAUAUGCCUCGUUCCAGUGCCGGCAUCUUGUAACGGCGUAUUUUCUCGCAACACGCAGCCCCAGGACCCGAGCGUGCCCAACAACAGCUUCAAGAGCAUGACCAAGAAGUCGAUGCCGCUGAUCCUGGCUACGUCCUUCCUCAUCAUCCUGAUCGUGUGCAUCGCGGUGUGCAUCAGCGGCAUCUGCUGGGAGCGCACGCGAAGGCUGGUCGCAUCGCGCGUGUCGUCGGGCGGCGGCCCAGUGGAACCGUCUGACCUGGCACCACGAAACGCGGCCGCGGGAGACUCGGGAAUGCCUAGCAACGACAAGUACAUGAUUUGA
Rhipicephalus sanguineus (brown dog tick) is the source of this 855-nucleotide messenger RNA. RefSeq lists its product as uncharacterized. The record is from RefSeq and is a predicted model, not a curated record. The transcript is spliced from 3 exons. The coding region runs from base 157 to 855 and encodes 232 amino acids. NCBI's taxonomy places the organism in Eukaryota, Metazoa, Arthropoda, Arachnida, Ixodida, Ixodidae.